CUCCCGGCUGUGCGCUCGACUCUCGGCUCAAACAAGGGCGGCAUGGCUGCGCCGUCGUCCUCGCUGAGCUGUCGCUGUCGCUCGUAUCGCUGCGAGUAAAACGCGUCUGUCCAGCGGGUCUCACCAACCAGCUCGUUGGCACUCCGUACUUCUAAGACGGCUGGCUGUCGUCUAUCCACGGCCAUUCACGCCGCGGAUACAGCCCCUCAGCAGGCGGAGCUGCGUCCGAGGUGGAUCGAGCGGAGACGCGGAAAUGAAGCUCGCCUGGCUCGUUUUCUGCAUCAUGGCCCCUCUGGGAGUCCAUGGGGGUCUUUUAGACUCUCUCCGUGAACUCAAAGCACAGAAAGCGCAACAACGAGCUCAGAAAACGAUCGGCGAUGUUGUGAAGGGCAACAACGGGCUGGGCAUCAGCCUUCUCCAAGCCUUAGGCGACCAGAAUGUGCUGCUUUCCCCAAUUAGUGUCAACAUAGUCCUUCAUAUGGUUCUCAUGGGAGCGCGGGGACGCACGGCCUACCAGAUGUCCGCUCAAAUGGGCCGUCCUUCUAGUACUCUCAUGAGCGAACUUCUCGGCAGAAUGUCAUCUCCAGGUGGUAAAAGCAGAGCCACAGCUUUGGACCACGCUUCGGCUGUGCUAAUUCAGGAAGGCGCUCCCUUUAAUGCCAGCUACUAUCGCGAGAUCAAUCGGCUGUUUGAUGCCAGCCUCGCAACAGUGCAGUUCGGCGAAGGCCGAGGAAGCGACGUCGUCAAAGAGGUCAACGAGUGGGCCAGCAGAAAAACUCGAGGACGGAUACCUCGCUUUUUGGAAGAGGCUCCCGAGGAAACCACGAAGAUGCUGGUGCUCAACGCUAUGUAUUUCAAGGGCGACUGGAAAACUCAGUUCGAUCCCGAGUUCACCGACAAGCGUGUUUUCCGCAACCAGGAUGGAACUGCCGCCAAUGUUCCCAUAAUGUUCAUCAUUGAAACCUUCGACUUCGGGCAUGACGACGGCCUGAACGCGGACGCUCUCAGGGUGCCGUACGCGGAUGACCAGUAUAGCAUGAUACUCAUGCUUCCACGAAACCGCCAGAGCCCCCUCGCGAGCAUCGUGCAAGGCCUCAGCGCGGAAAAGAUCGAUGAAAUCAUCGGUAACAUGAAGCCCGAGCAAGUUGAGCUCAGCCUUCCCAAGUUGAGCUUGCAGAAGAUGCUCAAAUUGCGCUCUCCUCUCGAGAAACUGGGGCUUAGGGUGCCUUUCACAGACGCCGCAGAUUUCAAGGGAAUAAGCGAACAGCUGGACCUGCGACUUAACGAGAUUCUCCACAAGGGCGCAUUGGACGUUGAUGAGGUGGGGACGCGUGCCGUCGCGGCGACGCAAGCGCAGUUUGUGUCCAAGUCCCUCGUGCACUUCAAACAGUUCACCGUUGAUCGUCCAUUUUUGGCGCUUAUCCGUCACGAACCCACCGGAGCGAUCCUGUUCAUUGUUCAGGUCUUAUCCAUGCAGGCGUGAUGCACACACGCUUUCACACUGGAUUUUAAAGUGACUCGCAGUCUUGUGUAUUGAAAGGUGAUCGCGGCUUCGUGUGCGUGCCUAUGCAAGUACUGGGAGUCCUUGAAAUGCGAAUGACCGAAGCGUUCCUCAUGGUGAAAACCAUAUACGCGCAAGGUUGUGUUUCACUUCAUGAUUUUGUCUCCGAAGCUUUUGCCGAUGCUGCGUGCGUUGAGUUCUCUGGAACUGUGAAACAACUUCAACAGAAAAUAGAACUGUCGCUACGUGAUAUGUAGUUUUUUUUUUCGUGAAAAGUGUCUGUGAUUGCAAAUGUAAAAACGAUAUUUUUCUUCGAUUUGUGAACGGAGUGUUUGUUUUCUUUUCAGCUUAGGAUCUAUUAAAUUUUGCUUUUAGCUCAAAUGCAACAAUCAUAAUUAAACAUAUCAUGAACAUCGUC
Dermacentor andersoni is the source of this 1919-nucleotide messenger RNA. Its product is annotated as leukocyte elastase inhibitor-like. NCBI's taxonomy places the organism in Eukaryota, Metazoa, Arthropoda, Arachnida, Ixodida, Ixodidae. The record is from RefSeq and is a predicted model, not a curated record. Gene Ontology annotation, molecular function: serine-type endopeptidase inhibitor activity.